Molecule: messenger RNA, 609 nt
Organism: Candidula unifasciata
Lineage: Eukaryota; Metazoa; Mollusca; Gastropoda; Stylommatophora; Geomitridae
Source: the annotation of a GenBank genome assembly
AUGGGACUGAGCUGUUCAACUGACCUUAGGGAGAGGUUAGGGUUUUCAGAAAAAGUCAAAGAACAAAACAAAUGUAACAAUCUAUGCAACGACGACGAAGAAGAAGAAGUAGAAGUGGCUCUGACAUUCCCGAGCUUCCGCUACGUUCCGGAAAAUCGGCCGCAAUUGUCGGCGGAGUGUCAGGUAACCGUGCAACAGACUUGGGACAUUAUCAAACGAGAUAUUGAGAGAGUUGGGGUUGUUAUGUUUAUGGGGCUCCUGGAAGACCCUGAGAUUCGAGGCUCGUUCAGGUCGUUUCGAGACAAGACCAUGGAGGAGCUGAAAGCGAGUGCUGUGUUGCGGUCGCACGUUCUCCGUGUGAUGGGAGCAGUGGAGAAAGUCGUUGCUCGUCUAGACAACGAGGAGAAGCUGGUGACUCUGCUGCAUGAACUUGGGCAGAGACAUUUAGUCUACAGCGUCCGCCCGGAGUUUCUUGAUCUGAUUGGCCCUGAGUACAAUAACGCCAUCAAACCACCCUUGGGCGACAAAUGGACGCCGGAAGUGGAGCAAGCCUGGGACGACCUCUUCCGGUACAUUACUCACGUGAUGAGAGAGACAAUGGUCAUGUGA